UCUCCCUUAGUCAAACCAAAACAAAAAGUAGAUGUGCAAGUAUUUCAAGAAGAAGGGGACCUGCGUGGAGCUCUAAUGGCUACUCUAUCCCGAUUCCGUGGCAGUUUAGUGGGGGCAGUUCUGGGAGACUGCAUAGGAGCUAUAUACGAGUGUGAAGGGAAUGUCAAACUCAAAGACGUGCUGAAGACCGUGAAGGAUCUUGAAACAAACUUUAAGAAAUUGAAAGAUGGCGAGAAACUGGAGCUUCUACCUUUCACAGACGACACGGCCAUGGCUAGAAGUGUGGCUGCAUCACUCGUUGCCAAGAAAGGUUUUGAUGUCAAGGAUAUGGCAAAAAGGUUUACAGAUGAGUUUCACCUGGAGCCGAACCGCGGCUAUGGCGGGAGUGUGGGAGCAGUGUUUGCUGCCUUGAGGAAAGAUGACCCUGACGAUGUGUUUGAGCCUGCAAGGAAGCAGUUUGAUGGUCAAGGCUCCUAUGGCAAUGGUGGCGCCAUGAGGAUAGCUCCCGCAGCACUAGGCUGCCUGAAACAGGGAUUUGAAAAUCUCAAAACUGUAACAGUGGAUAUCAGCCAGAUAACUCAUUCCCACCCCCAGGCAAUCCAGGGGGCCGUGUUACAGAGUAGUGCCGUGGAUCUGGCGCUCAGGGAGGACCAAUCAGAACAGUUAGACAGGGAUCGCUUCUUGGACAAGCUUAUUGAGAGAAUAAAGCCCAUGGAAGAGGAAGAACUGAAGAAAUCAAAGGAGACAGUGACGGACUCGCCAUCUCCGAAACGUAAAGCUAAGAGAAAGUCAGACACAGUGGAGAUGCCAUAUUGUCAUAAACUGGAAAAGAUGAAAGAGUUCCUCCGGAAAGAUGUGUCCGUCAGUACCAUUGAAGAAGAAUUGGGCAAUGAUAUCUCUGCCCUGGGAUCUGUCCCUGCAGCCGUGUACAGCUUCUUGAAGGCGUACAAGGAAAUACCUGGCAUUAAGACUGACAGUGCUUUCAAAAGGACAAUUAUUUACGCCAUUUCUCUUGGAGGAGACACUGACACCAUCGCCACAAUGGCGGCGGCUAUGGCUGGAGCAUACUAUGGCUACGAGGCUAUUCCUGAAUCCUGGCAGGCAUCGUGUGAAGGUGUGGAGGAUGCCAUGAAGUUUGCCCAGGACUUGCUGGAGCUGCAGUAGCUGGGAUUUGCCUAGGACUUGCUGGAGCUGCAGUAACUGAGGUUUGCCCAGGACUUGCUGGAGCUGCAGUAACUGAGGUUGGCCUAGGACUUGCUGGAGCUGCAGUAACUGAGGUUUGCCCAGGACUUGCUGGAGCUGCAGUAGCUGGGGUUUGCCCUGGACUUGCUGGAGCUGCAGUAACUGGGGUUUGCCUAGGACUUCCUGGAGCUGCAGUAGCUGGGGUUUGCCCAGGACUUGCUGGAGCUGCAGUAACUGGGGUUGGCCUAGGACUUGCUGGAGCUGCAGUAACUGAGGUUGGCCUAGGACUUGCUGGAGCUGUAGUAACUGAGGUUGGCCUAGGACUUGCUGGAGCUGCAGUAACUGAGGUUGGCCUAGGACUUGCUGGAGCUGCAGUAGCUGAGGUUUGCCCAGGACUUGCUGGAGCUGCAGUAACUGAGGUUUGCCCAGGACUUGCUGGAGCUGCAGUAGCUGAGGUUUGCCCAGGACUUGCUGGAGCUGCAGUAACUGAGGUUGGCCUAGGACUUGCUGGAGCUGCAGUAGCUGGGGUUUGCCUAGGACUUGCUGGAGCUGCAGUAACUGAGGUUGGCCUAGGACUUGCUGGAGCUGCAGUAACUGAGGUUGGCCUAGGACUUCCUGGAGCUGCAGUAACUGAGGUUGGCCUAGGACUUGCUGGAGCUGCAGUAACUGAGGUUGGCCUAGGACUUGCUGGAGCUGCAGUAACUGAGGUUGGCCUAGGACUUCCUGGAGCUGCAGUAACUGAGGUUGGCCUAGGACUUGCUGGAGCUGCAGUAACUGAGGUUGGCCUAGGACUUCCUGGAUCUGCAGUAGCUGAGGUUUGCCCAGGACUUGCUGGAGCUGCACUAGCUCUGUAGUAAGACAGACAAAAUGUGAUGCAAAUGUUGACAAUGGGAGUCUCAGUCAGUGUGCCUGGUUCUCACAGCCUCAUCCUUUGACACGUACAACACAGAGUGUGUGCUGAGGUUGCAAAGUAGUUUCUAUGUUUUACACUUCAUGUGGGAAGGCACUGGUGUCAACAUUUCAUUUUGAUCAACUCCAAACAGUGAGACAAUUUCAUAUCUUGUCUUAUCAACCUAUAGUGAUAGCAUCCUAUUGUUCUUAUGGGGCCUUCAUUUUGUUGAUAAACCUCAAAGGUAGUCAACAUACUUGAAAUCCUGGGGAUAUCAACAUUUUGAAGAACCUCUCGUUACAUCACCAAAGGUUAAUAAACAUCCUUUUUAUAUGUGUCUAAAAUUGAUUUUUGACUGGUUAAAAGUCACUAUUUCUUUACAUGAAAAUUCUAUGAUGUGAAUCAAACCUGCAACCUCACAUAUCAUGGUCAGUAUUGUAACCUUCUGUUUUCCAACGGAGUCACCGGGGCAGUUGAAGAAAAGGUGGUCAAUCUUACUUCAGACUAGUUUAGUUGUCUGCAUGCUGCUAGUGGUCUUUCUCACGCCCGCUUUCAUCAAAUUUGUUUUAUACAGCAACUAUUGUAUUGUUUCACUAUAAGGUUUCCCGAUGUUUACUUAAUCUUUCUGGUAUUUCUUGCAUUGAGAUGGUUCACGAGUUAGUCUGAACACUCCUCCUCUAAGUUAUGCUUCAACUAUUGAAUUGUAAUAUCUUUUUUAAAAUUGACGGAGUCAAAAUAUAAAAUUCUUAAUUAUUUAUUCCCAAGUUCUACAUAAACUAUUUAUCUGUUAAUUUCCACCCAAGAAUCAUCCUCAAUUAUCCAGUGUAAUUUUCACCAUUCUGUCAUGAUAAAUACCCAGGGCCCAUUUGCUUCCAUACAUUUGUUUUUGAGCACAAUUUAAAAGACACAAUACUAAAAAUAGACUUCCAAUCAAAUUACUCUCAUGGGCAAGAGAAUUUCUGUGUGAAGUUAGUGACAGGAGAAUUGUGAGAAUGUUGUCACUUCCAACAUUCAACUAUGAAGGAAAUGGUUCGAGGGUAUUUUAGUUCCAUUUUUUUAGUUCUAGCCCACUGAGCCACAGAUUUAACAUGAAUACCCCACUCAAAGUAUACUGACUCCGAGCCAACCAAUCCUUGUUUUAUCCCUCUACUGACAAGCGCCAGGCAGGGUAACAGCCGGGGAUCAAUCCACUGAUCUUCCACUCUCCGGGCAGACGCUCAUUCCACUAGACCACAUGGGCGGUCAGAUAGUCAUGUAAGCCAGGACUAGAAAUGUAGUCACUUUAUGCAGUAACCGGGGACUCGGUCUCCGCGACUUAUAGACAUAAUACUGUAUAAAUUAUGUCCUAAAAUGAGACCUCAACAAUCAGGUUACUUUGACAUGUUAUUUUUGAAAGUGAUUUUUUUCCAACCCAUUUUAGUCCAAUUUUAUCUUCUUUGCCCGCGCCACGAUGUGUGUGAAGAUGUUGAUUGAGGCAACAGAUGUUCGUAUUAGUGAUUGGUGUGGAAGUGUAUCUGAUACGUUGCACAAUGUAUUUUACAUUAAUUUAUUCCAUAUGAACAAUAAAGGCAGCAUAAAUACUC
Molecule: messenger RNA, 3654 nt
Organism: Haliotis rufescens (red abalone)
Lineage: Eukaryota; Metazoa; Mollusca; Gastropoda; Lepetellida; Haliotidae
Product: ADP-ribosylhydrolase ARH3-like
Exons: 7
Coding region: 76-1164 (362 amino acids)
Cellular component (GO): mitochondrion; nucleus
Source: RefSeq, a predicted model, not a curated record